GAAGAACACCAGAGCGGGACUACCCUCCAGCAACAGAGCAGCAUCGGAAAAGCGGGUUCCUAGUUUCUUGACAUUGCGAAUACCUAGGAUGAAGCUUUUCUGUCUAGUCAUCCUGUCGUGCGCAUGACAAGAGGUUGUUGGUGUGUUUGUUUUCCCCGCGAUCCCCGCAACAAAGGAAACCUGGAGACGACGGGGUCUUCCUCGAUUCGGGAUGCCGGCUACCCCGACUCGGGACUUGCAGCUCUUGUACCUGCACGCCACAUCAACCAUCUAAAUGGGCUGGCGGCUUGCAAGAGAAACACUGGUGGAAAACAGGUGGCCAGGAAUGAUCCUCCCUUGUCGCAUUCCUGUGCGCAAGAGCCCGGUGAGAAAGGCGUGCGACGAUCACCAUCUAGUCAAGUUCCUGUGUGUGCAAUUCAACAAACGCGAUUCCGAGUUCGGCCGAAGACUGUGCGCACUUUUGGCAGUCCUUGCGACAUACGUCCAUACGAGACGGUUGCCCUAAUUCCCGGCCUCAAGAGGAAAUAUGGGUCGCCGCGUUGGUAUGUUGCAAAUGCCAUGACACACCAACGUCCGAUAAAGCAGAUAGUGUGGAGGAAGAACAAGACUUACGAGACAAGCAUUCUUUCCGUUGAAUAGAGGAGAGUCAGAGGCCAGACUCUACUUCUGCCACCGUCGAUCAGGGGGGGGUUUAUGUUCAUGCUUUCAUGCGGACAUCUCGAGUUCCCAUGGCGU
Molecule: messenger RNA, 735 nt
Organism: Aureobasidium pullulans EXF-150
Lineage: Eukaryota; Fungi; Ascomycota; Dothideomycetes; Dothideales; Saccotheciaceae
Exons: 1
Coding region: 124-639 (171 amino acids)
Source: RefSeq, a predicted model, not a curated record